This is a messenger RNA of Catharus ustulatus (Swainson's thrush), 657 nucleotides long. Its product is annotated as spore coat protein SP96-like. The coding region runs from base 94 to 432 and encodes 112 amino acids. The record is from RefSeq and is a predicted model, not a curated record. The transcript has 5 exons. Lineage: Eukaryota; Metazoa; Chordata; Aves; Passeriformes; Turdidae.
UGCAGAAUUUGUCGAAUAUCAGCUGACCGUGCCAUUGCAGCUGUCCCUGGUCCCUCACAGAAGAGGAGGCCCACAGGAGGUCCCACGCCCACCAUGGCUGCAGCUGCAGCUGCAGCUACAGUUACAGCUACAGUUACAGCUACAGCUACAGCAACAGCGACAGCGACAGUGACAGCUACAGCUACAGCUACAGCUACAGCUACAGCUUCAGCUACAACUACAGCUGCAGCUUCAGCUACAGCUUCAGCUACAACUACAGCUGCAGCUGCAGGUAUAAGUACAGCCGCCCUUGCAGCAUUCGCUUUUAUCAUUGUGGGCAUCGUCGCUGGAUUUACAUAUGUAGCCGUGAAAAAUGGUUCAAGGAUGAAAAUGGGUGUGAGGAAGGGAUCUUUUGAAUUCUAUUUUGAAUCUGAGGGAAAACAAAAGGCCUGACUCUGCUCUGCAAGCAGUAGCCCUUGCCUUGCUGUCCUGAGGAAGAACUGAUGAGUACUGCCAAAGAACAGAAGCACAUUUCCUUCCUUCCGAGCAGCCUGAUAUGUGUCUUCCCACUGUGGGAAUUGAAAAGUGCCUUCUGACCCUAAGCUGCACAAUUAAGAUAUUUAGAUUGCUUUGAGCACUAAAUUAUUUUAAAUCUUUAAUAAAAGCGCUAUGGUGGUA